Mytilus californianus (California mussel) is the source of this 1291-nucleotide messenger RNA. Its product is annotated as MIF-like protein mif-2. Lineage: Eukaryota; Metazoa; Mollusca; Bivalvia; Mytilida; Mytilidae. The transcript is spliced from 3 exons. The record is from RefSeq and is a predicted model, not a curated record. Gene Ontology annotation, molecular function: phenylpyruvate tautomerase activity. Bases 754 to 1128 code for a protein of 124 amino acids.
AUCUGCUCUAUCACCCUCUCAGAUAUGUGUUAUUUAAUUUAUUACACUGAAUGUUCUGUUAUUACUGUCGAUUAAAUUUCAAAUUCAAAGUAAUAAACUAUGACGUCUUGUACAUAACAACCAUCCGUAUUAAAUAAAGCGCACACUUGAUCAAGCGUCUCCGUGAAGGGUAAUAGAGUAUUUACCAUAGAAUAGAGUAAAUUAACACCCUCGUAUAAGCCAAUCAAAAUAUUGCAUUUUUACGCGAAGUAUAAUAAAUAUCUUUGAUAUUUGUGAAAGUCUAAACGAUUUUACACAGCUUAUCAUCAUCUUAUAAAACUUGUCAUUAAACUAAGAGACUUUGGGAAUAUUCCCCACAAUGUAUUUCCAUAUUACAGAAAAGAACUAAUUGCUUAUGGUGAAGCUAAACAUGUACAUCUUUAAAAAAUCUGAAAGUAUAUAUAAACCAUGUAUGCCAUGUCAACACUGUAAAGACUGCUACUAAAUUAUUCAACUAUAUUGUUCUUGAAUGUUAAUACUGAGUAUGACAGAAAUUACAUAGAAAAUAAAAGGAUAUGGAUUAAAUGUACAUGGGACAAAAUCGCACACAAUACAUAGAAAUUAUAGAAAAUUUUCAAUGAACAGGGCUUUUAUUCAUGCAGGUAUGAUGCUAUACUACAAGUAAUCUAUUUCUUUAUAGAAGUUUCGCCACUAUAAAGAAUAUGUUUGAAUUAAUCAAACAGUGUUUCUAUAUUUCAGUGCCUGUAAUUAAAUAUGCCAAAUUUAUAUAUUCACACAAACCUAAAAAAUGAUGAUAUCCCUUUGGAUUUUGAAGAAAAGUUAAUAAAGAAGGUCGCUUCAGUUAUGGAUGUUCCUACCGAGGUAGUUUAUAUAAAAUUGACGUGUGGAGAUAGGAUGUACCAUAACGGCAGUCGUGGUCCUAUGAUGUUUUUAGAUAUGAAUACAGUUGGUAAAUUUAACGAAACCAAUAACCCUGAAUACACGAAACAGUUUAUGGAUUUUCUAACAGAGAACACAAAUAUUCCGAAGAAUAGAAUUGUCAUUCAUUACCAUGAUGCUAGUGGACAUGACUAUGGUUUCUGGAGACGAGCACCUGACUACAAAAACUCAAAAUAUUAUUCCCCAUGAGGAAUUGUGCAAUAAUACUUUCAAAUCAGUUCAUCUAAGGCACUAUUUGAAGUUCUCAUGACAAACCAUAACAUGAAAUAAUUAUUUCAGUCAGUUCAUAUAGAUUUGAAUUCAACUGCAACAUAAGUUGUUAUAGGAAAAAAUAAAGAAAUAUAGAUAUUCA